CGUCACAGCCGAAAAUGACGCCAACAUUGUCUUCGCUCGGCUUCUGUGCCUUUUUGUCGUGAUGGAGGCAGAAGGAGAGACAAGGCGGACGCCAGUAGGCUUCUCUAGCGCCCACUGACACCUCGACGGCCGGCAGGAGGGGACAGGAGACACCCGCACGCUGCCGUGGAGAGAAGCUGACGUCCGGCAUCAGCGGUUGAAGGUCCAGUCCGAGGCCAUGUUGACUUGUCACGGCCUCCUCCGCUCUCUGGUCCUGGCCACGGUCCUGCUGCUGGGUCCCGUGCCCCCGGUCUACGGUCAGGAGGAGUCUCCUGCUCAGGUGCUGUCAGACCUGCUGUCUCGCUACGGGGACAACAGUACCAUCAGUGUUCCUCAGCUGCGCUCCCUGCUGGGGCUCCUCGGUCAUGGAGCCACGCCCCCCAGGUCAAACAAGUCCAAGUGUCUACCUGCAGACACCCUGGCCCUCUACAGCAUGGACGAGCACUCACGUCUGGAUGGGCGGGGCUUACACACCUUGUGUCCCACCUUACUGCAGCAGCUGGAUGCAGGCACCUGCCGGGCGCAGAAGGAGGAGGAGCCUAGCACCCAAGUCUCACCCAGGCCCACUGACGCAGAAGUGUGGGGCUAUGGCAUCCUGUGUGUGACGCUGAUCUCGCUGUGCUCGCUGGUGGGGGCCAGCGUGGUGCCCUUCAUGAAGAAAACCUUUUACAAGCGACUGCUGCUCUUCUUCAUAGCGCUGGCCAUCGGCACGCUCUACUCCAACGCCCUGUUUCAGCUCAUCCCAGAGGCCUUCGGUUUUGACCCCAAGGUCAACUUUUACGUGUCCAAGUCUGCCAUGGUCUUUGGAGGCUUCUACCUCUUCUUCUUUACCGAGAAGGUCCUGAAGAUGCUCCUCAAGCAGAAGCACACGGGUCACGGACACAGCCAGUAUUCGGCUGGCGAGCGAGAAACGGAGGAGGGCGAGAGAGAGAAGCUUCAGCAGAACGGCGAGGUCGGAGGUCACGGGGCGAGCAAGCCGGGCGAGGGCGAGCUGAUGCUGCGACCCUCCCAGACGCCGCAGGACGCUCAGAGCGCAGAUGGCGGGGGGCGGGGCAGCAGCUGCUAUUGGCUGAAGGGGACGGCCUACUCGGACAUUGGCACGCUGGCUUGGAUGAUCACGCUCAGUGACGGCCUGCACAACUUCAUCGACGGCCUGGCCAUCGGCGCCUCCUUCACCGCCUCCGUCUUCCAGGGCAUCAGCACCUCGGUGGCCAUCUUGUGCGAAGAGUUCCCCCACGAGCUGGGGGACUUUGUCAUCCUGCUCAACGCCGGCAUGAGCAUCCAGCAGGCGCUCUUCUUCAACUUCCUGUCGGCGUGCUGCUGCUACCUGGGCAUGGGCUUUGGCAUCCUGGCCGGGAACAGCUUCUCCCCCAACUGGAUCUUUGCCCUGGCAGGGGGUAUGUUCCUCUACAUCGCCCUGGCAGACAUGUUCCCUGAGAUGAACGAGGUGAGUCGUGAAGAAGAAGAUGCAGGUGGCAGCAGCUUCCUGCUCACCUUCACCAUCCAGAAUGGAGGUCUGCUGACUGGCUUCUCCAUCAUGCUGCUGCUCACCACCUACUCUGGACACAUCACCAUGGACUGACUUCUUCCUCUUCUUCUUCUUCUUCUUCUUCUCCUUCUUCUUCUUCUUCUCCUUCUCCUUCCUCUUCUUCUUCUUCUUCUUCUUCUCCUUCUUUUUCCCCUUCUUCUUGGUCAUAGCAAAGAUUCCUGGUCACAUCUGCUGCAGGUAAGAAGACUUGGACCAAGGACUUGUUGGCUGACAAGUGCAGUAAAUGCUGACAUCAGCUUUAUUUCUUCUACCCCAGAAUGUUUUUUUUCUUCUUUAUGAUGAAAUGAAGACGUCCAUCUUUGUUCAGGUUCUUCUUUAAAAACACCAAUACUUGUCAACUUCAA
This is a messenger RNA of Nerophis lumbriciformis (worm pipefish), 1932 nucleotides long. NCBI's taxonomy places the organism in Eukaryota, Metazoa, Chordata, Actinopteri, Syngnathiformes, Syngnathidae. The record is from RefSeq and is a predicted model, not a curated record.